Molecule: messenger RNA, 503 nt
Organism: Stomoxys calcitrans (stable fly)
Lineage: Eukaryota; Metazoa; Arthropoda; Insecta; Diptera; Muscidae
Product: general odorant-binding protein 57c-like
Exons: 2
Coding region: 30-437 (135 amino acids)
Biological process (GO): sensory perception of smell
Molecular function (GO): odorant binding
Source: RefSeq, a predicted model, not a curated record
UAAAAAAUUGUGCUUGCUAAACAUUCAUCAUGAGAUGUGCAAUAACCUUGAUGGGCAUUGCAAUAGCACUGUUGCUAUUCAUUGCAAUGGCCAAAGCUGGCGACCACGAAGAGGCAAUGCGCGUAUCUGAACAAUGCAUGGAACGUCACAACAUAGCCGAGGAUGAUAUUCCUAAAAUGCAUAUGGAUGACUUCGAUGCUUCUGAAGUGGAUGAAAAAUUCAAAUGUUUCGCUCACUGCAUGCUUGAGGAAAUGGGCUACUUGGAUGAGGCUCAAAAACUGAAUUUAGCAAAACUAGAAGAAGACGAAGAUUUCAAGGAUGAAUACUUGGACAUAGCUGUUAAGUGUAAGGCCGAACAUGACUUUAUUGAGGAUCCUUGUGAGUACAGUUUUAAGAUAAUGUCUUGUGCCAUGGAGAUCAAGAAAACCGAGGAGUAAUUAAAAAAUAUUUAGACAUUCAAUUGUAUUAAAUAAAAUAAAACAAGUUAAAGGGUGUAAAUCUUA